AUGAAGGAAGCUGGGCGCAAAUUGCAAAAAAGUUUCCAAAAAGAGACAAUAGAGCCUGUUAUAAUCGAUGGCAUAAUCAUGCCAACCCGAAUAGUAGGAACUUUACUGUCUGUCAAAUCAAGUAUUGUUGAUCAUACGCGUAUACCAAUAUCAAAACUUUAUUGCUUUUUAACAGUUAAAGCGGGUCCUCUGAAGAAAUGGGAAAUAGAAAAGUUGAGAGAGAAUUAUACGCUUUUUGGUAACAAAUGGAGUUUUGUUGUUAGAGAUUUAAAGGGCAGGUCCCCUUUACAAGCCAAAAAUUUUUUUAACGCGGAAAAGAGGUCUUUGAAAUCGGUCAAGAAGAGAAUGUCAGUCGUUCGAAUAGUGAAUGAAAAUGACUCUACAAAGGUCGACAUUCCAGAAUCUUUUAAGGCAUUGUUCUUUGUUGAGGACAACAGGCUGUUAGAUGCUCGCUGUCCGUGA
Molecule: messenger RNA, 462 nt
Organism: Paraglomus brasilianum
Lineage: Eukaryota; Fungi; Glomeromycota; Glomeromycetes; Paraglomerales; Paraglomeraceae
Source: the annotation of a GenBank genome assembly